Molecule: messenger RNA, 3951 nt
Organism: Dipodomys spectabilis (banner-tailed kangaroo rat)
Lineage: Eukaryota; Metazoa; Chordata; Mammalia; Rodentia; Heteromyidae
Gene: Mypn
Product: myopalladin
Exons: 19
Coding region: 1-3951 (1316 amino acids)
Source: RefSeq, a predicted model, not a curated record
AUGCAAGACGACAGCCUAGAAGCUUCUACAUCCAUAUCUCAACUUCUAAGAGAAAGCUACCUGGCGGAAACUAGACAUCGGGGAAACAACGAGAGGAGUCGAGCAGAACCUUCCUCCAACCCUUUCCAUUUUGGUAGUCCUUCGGGGGCUGCUGAAGGAGGAGGAGGAGGAGGAAGCCAAGAUGACCUUCCAGAUCUUUCCGCUUUUCUGAGCCAGGAAGAAUUAGAUGAAAGCGUCAAUCUGGCCAGACUGGCCAUCAAUCACGACCCUUUGGAGAAAGCCGAUGAAGCUCAGGCUAGAAAGCGCCUGUCUUCCGAGCAGCUGAGGCACCCCCCGAAGUCUAACUUUGAGCCCAACUUCUGCCAGGAGAAGGCUCAGAGGCCGAGCAGUCCGAGAGAGAGUCCCCAGGAGACAAAGCGGCCGCCGUACAGCUCCGAAACCCAGUCGAAGAAAGUAUUCCUGAAUAAGGCGGCCGAUUUCAUCGAGGAGCUUUCCUCCCUCUUCAAGGCGCACAGCUCCAAACGGAUCAGACCUCGGGCCUGCAAGAACCACAAGAGCAAACUGGACUCUCCAGGCAAAGCGCCCCCCACGGAAGGCGGCCCCAGCCUCUCCGAGCUGUCGGAGAGAAGAGAGCGAGCGUCCGCCCCCAUCCCCAUCCCCACCGACGCCAGGGACAACGAAGUCAACCACGCUCUGGAGCAGCAGGAAGCCAAGAGGCGCGAGGCCCAGCAGGCUGCGCAGCAGCAGGCCGCGGGGGGCGAUGCCAGCCCGGGGUCUUCACCUUCUUCUCUGUACUACGAGGAGCCCCUGGGGCAGCCUCCCCGCUUCACGCAGAAGUUACGGAGCAGAGAAGUCCCCGAAGGAACCCGAGUCCAGUUGGAUUGCAUAGUGGUAGGAAUUCCUCCACCUCAAGUAAGGUGGUACUGUGAAGGCAAGGAGCUUGAAAAUUCCCCAGACAUUCACAUCGUGCAGGCGGGAAACCUGCACUCUCUCACCAUUGCUGAAGCCUUUGAAGAGGACACAGGACGCUAUUCCUGCUUUGCUUCCAACAUCUAUGGCACUGAUUCAACUUCUGCUGAGAUUUACAUAGAAGGAGUUUCUUCUUCUGACUCUGAAGGGGACCUUAACAAGGAAGAGAUGAAUCGAAUCCAGAAGCCAAAUGAGGUGUCAUCACCCCCCACUACCUCUGCAGCCAUUCCUUCAGCAGUGCCCCAAGCCCAGCAUUUGGCAACCCAACCCAGAGUAUCGACCAUCCAGCAGUGUCAGAGUCCCACCAACUAUUUGCAAGGACUGGAUGGAAAACCCAUCAUUGCAGCUCCCGUGUUUACAAAGAUGCUACAGAAUUUGUCUGCUUCCGAGGGUCAGCUGGUUGUCUUUGAAUGCAGAAUAAAAGGCGCUCCAUCCCCUAAAGUUGAGUGGUAUAGAGAAGGGACCUUGAUAGAAGAUUCUCCAGAUUUUAGGAUUUUACAGAAAAAACCUCGAUCCAUGGCUGAGCCAGAGGAGAUCUGUACUUUGGUCAUUGCUGAAGUGUUUGCAGAAGAUUCCGGGUGCUUCACAUGUACAGCAAGCAACAAAUACGGCACCGUGUCGAGCAUCGCACAGCUGGAUGUGAGAGGAAAUGAAGACCUCAGUAACAAUGGAGCUCUUCACUCCGCCAAUUCCACCACCAACCUGGCUGCUAUUGAGCCACAGCCAUCCCCACCCAACCCAGAGCCUUCUAUGGAACAGCCCCCCAAGCCCAAACUUGAAGGGGUCUUGGUGAACCAUAAUGAGCCCCGGUCCAGCUCAAGGAUUGGGCUCCGUGUGCACUUCAAUCUGCCUGAAGAUGACAAAGAAAGCGAAGCAUCUUCUGAGGGAGGAGCGGCCACAGCCAACCUGAGCAGGCCUGACUCCUUCCCAGAGAGGCUCAAUGGACAAACAACAAAAAUCCCAGAGCCUUCCUCACCCAUCAAAGAGCCCCCUCCUGUUCUGGCCAAACCCAAACUUGACUCCACUCAGUUACAGCAGCUUCACAACCAAGUCUUGCUGGAGCAGCAGCAACUGCAAAACCCAUCACCUUCCUCGCCUAAAGAGUUUCCCUUCCAGGGGAGCGUGCUGAACUCCGCCUCCAGCAAGCAGGCCAAGGCCUCCACAGCAGCACAGACUUUCAGCUUGGCCCGACCCAGACACUUCUUUCCUUCCACCACCUCGGCUACCGAGUCUCCAUCCAGCUCUCCGGUGUUCACCUUGAGCAGCGCUCCUCAAACAGAUCAGAGGACAGUGCGCAAAGAAAGCCUCUUAACUGCUCACCCCCCAGUGCAACCAAAACCUCCCGGUGGGGCUUCCAUCCAAAACCAGCCACUGGGCCCAGGCCCUGCAGAGCCAGCCCAGCCACCGCUCUCAUUUUCCAUCCCCAGCGGAAACCAGUUUCAACCCCAAUGUGUGUCCCCAACACCUGUCUCUCCUACUGGCCGGAUUCAGAACCCAGUGGCUUUCCUCAGUUCCGUGCUACCUUCUCUCCCUGCCAUCCCACCCACCAAUGCCAUGGGACUGCCCAAAAGUGCGCCAUCUGUGCCAUCCCAGGGACUAAUGAAGAAAAAUACUAAAUCUCCUCAACCAGUGAGUGAUGAUUACAUUCGUGAAACCAAGAAUGCGGUGAUUCUAGAUUUAGGGAAGAAAAUGAGUUUCAGUGAUGUCAGAUCAAACCAGCAGGAGUACAAAAUUUCAAGCUUUGAACAGAGGCUGAUGAAUGAAAUUGAGUUUCGCCUGGAACGUACACCUGUUGAUGAGUCAGAUGAUGAAAUCCAGCACGAUGAGAUCCCCACGGGCAAGUGUAUUGCUCCCAUCUUUGAUAAAAGACUCAAGCACUUCCGGGUUACAGAAAGCUCUCCAGUUACCUUCACCUGCAAAAUUGUUGGGAUUCCAGUUCCAAAGGUUUACUGGUUCAAAGAUGGGAAGCAGAUUUCUAAGAGAAAUGAACACUGCAAAAUGCAGCGAGAAGGAGAUGGGACGUGUUCUCUGCACAUCGAAUCCACCACCAGCGAUGAUGACGGCAACUACACCAUCAUGGCAGCCAACCCCCAGGGAAGAAUUAGCUGCUCUGGCCACCUGAUGGUGCAGAGUUUGCCCAUUCGCAGCCGACUAACACCUGCUGGUCAGCCUCACAGGGGAAGAUCUCGCAUACAAGAAAGAGACAAAGAACCCCUACAAGAACGUUUCUUCCGACCACAUUUCCUGCAGGCUCCGGGGGACAUGGUAGCUCAUGAGGGGUGCCUGUGUCGGCUGGACUGUAAGGUGAGUGGCCUACCGCCCCCGGAGCUCACGUGGCUGCUCAAUGGUCAACCUGUGCUACCAGAUGCCUCCCAUAAGAUGCUGGUCAGGGAGACAGGAGUCCAUUCUCUGCUCAUUGACCCACUCACCCAACGUGAUGCAGGGACCUAUACCUGCCUGGCUACCAACAAAACUGGGCAGAAUUCCUUUAGUCUGGAGCUCUCUGUCGUAGCCAAAGAAGUGAAGAAAGCCCCUGUGAUCCUGGAGAAACUGCAGAAUAGUGGCGUUCCUGAGGGCCACCCGGUGAGGCUGGAGUGCCGGGUGAUCGGCAUGCCCCCACCCGUAUUCUACUGGAAGAAAGACAACGAGACCAUCCCUUUCACCAGAGAGAGGGUCAGUAUGCACCAGGACACAACAGGGUAUGUCUGCCUCCUCAUUCAGCCAGCCAAGAAAUCUGACGCUGGAUGGUAUACAUUGUCAGCCAAGAAUGACGCUGGCAUCGUGUCCUGCACUGCCAGGCUGGAUAUAUAUGCUCAAUGGCACCAGCAGAUCCCACCACCUAUGUCUGUCCGACCCAGUGGCAGUCGCUACGGAUCUCUCACCAGUAAAGGACUUGACAUAUUUUCUGCCUUUUCCUCCAUGGAAAGCACGGUGGUGUAUUCUUGCUCUUCUCGGAGUGUGGUGGAGAGCGAUGAACUUUAA